Messenger RNA from Capsella rubella, 915 nucleotides. RefSeq lists its product as uncharacterized. Bases 128 to 619 code for a protein of 163 amino acids. The transcript has a single exon. The record is from RefSeq and is a predicted model, not a curated record. NCBI's taxonomy places the organism in Eukaryota, Viridiplantae, Streptophyta, Magnoliopsida, Brassicales, Brassicaceae.
UUUUGCGAUCACUGUUUUGUUUAGUUUUUGUUUUGUUUCUUUUCUUCCGAUUUGCAUUCUUGUUUAUUCAUUCUCCUUGAUUAGAACAAAACAACAAACUUCUCAAAACAUUGGUUCUGCUGUAGAAAUGGGGAGUGAAUCAAUGAGCCACUUGUCUCUCAAAAAGAAACUCAAAUCAAGGUUUUGCAUGGCCGGAUGUUUUCGUACGUCGAAUCACCACCACCACGACGUCCCCGACGACCGGCCUUCCUCUCCAACGAGUCCCUCAGCCGCCACGGAUAAAACUACUCAAAGCCCUCGUGGUGGUGGAAUCAAGACCAAAUCUCCACGACUCAACCGGACGUUGUCCAAGUCGCAAGAAAAGUGUCGGAGUUUUAUCCAUCGGAUGGGUGGUGGAGUAAGCGGCGUUGGUGGCCAUGGGAAGCACGUCCGACGCCAUACUACAGACUUUCAUUAUGAUCCGUCGAGCUAUGCGCUUAACUUUGAUAAAGGAGAUGAGGAUGACAAUAUCGACCGCUUCCCUCUCCGCAACUUCUCGGCUAGGCUGCCUCGUUCGCCGCCUUCUUCGGCUAAGGCCGGGACGGAGUCUUCUUUUACGGUUCAUAACCUUUUGCGGUGAUGAUUGAAUCUUAUGUUUCAGUCUAGCUAAUAAUAAUUUAGCAAUUGUAAAUACUUCAAAACUUCAUUUGCAAAACAAAAAAAAAUUGUUGUUGAUAUAAUAAUAGUUGGAUAGCAUUUUACUACUUGACAUGCGCAUGCCAAAGUUGUUUCAAUUUUCUUGUUCAACAUGUCACAAUGAACCCUUGUUCUUGAAUAGACAAUGUACAUUAUCCUCGAAUGUGUAGGUUCAACAUUUCAUAAUGAACCCUUAUCAAUGAAUUGGAAAGAGAAUGGUACGAUAAAGUUUGCUAAGAC